AAACACUACGGUCGAAAAUCGAAAAGUGUGAUCAAAUUAAAGAUGGCAUCGGCUAUGGAUAUCGACGAUGAAGAGAUUGAUUUGCCAACUUCUAGUAGUGGAAAAGGGGAGAAAAAGCGUUUCGAAGUGAAAAAGUGGAAUGCUGUGGCUUUAUGGGCGUGGGAUAUCGUCGUCGAUAAUUGUGCGAUUUGUCGAAACCACAUAAUGGAUCUAUGCAUCGAAUGUCAGGCGAAUCAAGCAUCUGCUACUAGCGAGGAAUGUACGGUCGCCUGGGGUGUUUGUAAUCAUGCAUUCCAUUUCCAUUGCAUCUCUCGUUGGCUGAAGACGCGUCAAGUUUGCCCAUUGGACAACCGUGAAUGGGAGUUCCAAAAGUAUGGCCACUAAAGGGAUGCUCGCAGCUGCCGCGAACAACGGAGCCUCCAAAAAUUCCCAGCCCUACCCCCGUGUAACAAAAUCAAUCUCGAUGAAAUUUCUGACAAAAUUCUUCUCUAUCACUACCCCAAAUUAGCAAUUACUCUUAGCAUGUAAUAUUACCACAAGAUAUGCAGUGUAAUAAUUAUUUUCAUUCAGGAAAGUUCUAAGUAUUUUCUGAUUCUUGCAUAAAUUCAAUCGUCGUCUUACUGCGUUUUGUGGUAUAAAAGUAUAAAAAUGCCUAAGCUUUUUUAUACUCUGCGUCGUAAAAGCCUUGGCUUUCUCUCAACUAUAAGUCAUGUUUAGGAAUAACGGUGCGAUUGAUGAUCGUACAAUUAACAGUUAUGAAACUUGAAUAAAUUUAAAUUAUAAAUUAUGAA
This is a messenger RNA of Athalia rosae (coleseed sawfly), 791 nucleotides long. RefSeq names its product RING-box protein 1A (gene Roc1a). Gene Ontology annotation, molecular function: ubiquitin protein ligase activity; zinc ion binding; cullin family protein binding. Gene Ontology annotation, biological process: ubiquitin-dependent protein catabolic process; protein ubiquitination. The record is from RefSeq and is a predicted model, not a curated record. NCBI's taxonomy places the organism in Eukaryota, Metazoa, Arthropoda, Insecta, Hymenoptera, Athaliidae. The transcript is spliced from 5 exons. Gene Ontology annotation, cellular component: cullin-RING ubiquitin ligase complex; nucleus. Bases 43 to 384 code for a protein of 113 amino acids.